This is a messenger RNA of Cannabis sativa, 369 nucleotides long. RefSeq lists its product as uncharacterized. The transcript has 2 exons. The coding region runs from base 1 to 369 and encodes 122 amino acids. The record is from RefSeq and is a predicted model, not a curated record. Lineage: Eukaryota; Viridiplantae; Streptophyta; Magnoliopsida; Rosales; Cannabaceae.
AUGAGUGUCUUCCUCAUUCCGUUGGGUAUUUGCCAAGACAUUGAGAAAAUUAUGGCAAACUUUUGGUGGAAAACAAAAAGUUCCAAUGGACAAGGCAUCAUCUGGAUGUCUUGGGAUCGUAUGGCUGCACCUAAAGAAUCUGGGGUGUAUAAAGCUAAAUAUUACCCUCGCACUGACUUUCUAAAUGCUGAAUUGGGUAACAAUCCUAGUUUUUUCUGGCGUAGUAUUUGGAGUGCACAGAAUUUGGUUCAUCUUGGGGCUAGAAUAACUAUCGGUACUAGGCUUUCAACACACAUUCUCAAACAACCUUGGCUUCCUGAUCCUGUCAACCCCUAUGUCUCUACUACAGGACCGGGUCUUAAUGAGUAG